Messenger RNA from Oncorhynchus mykiss (rainbow trout), 3134 nucleotides. Its product is annotated as B-cell CLL/lymphoma 7 protein family member B-A. The record is from RefSeq and is a predicted model, not a curated record. NCBI's taxonomy places the organism in Eukaryota, Metazoa, Chordata, Actinopteri, Salmoniformes, Salmonidae.
GCACUAGCUAGCGAGAUCCUAUUGGCGCGUUGUAGUUUAUAUUUGCACAUUUAGUGAUGUGCGCAAACUCAAUUCGACCUUGAACUCCUAAACAACGCAAGUGUCAAGUCUACAAAUUCGUGCACUGUGUUCGUAACAGAUUGUAGUUUUGGGAACAGAAAAAUAUUUUGAGAUCAGAUGUUUAAUCGAUGACAAAAUUAGCAGAAUGACGGCUCAGUUUCACCUAGUUCCAUACUUUCCCACUACCCGCGACUGGACUUCCUCUCACUACCAUAUUUGGUGGUGAGAAAACGUUUUAAACGGAUGCUUCAGCUUUAUAGCCACUGUGACGUGUCUGGGUUACCCCUUCUGUCUGUCGUUUAACAGUCUGUCGGAGGCAAAUCAAACUAAAACCAAGCACAAACAUGUCUGGACGCUCGGUUCGCGCUGAGACACGAAGCCGUGCUAAAGAUGACAUGAAGAAGGUCAUGGCGGUCAUUGAGAGGGUCAGAAGAUGGGAGAAGAAAUGGGUGACUGUCGGGGACACAUCUUUGAGGAUAUUCAAAUGGGUGCCAGUGGUGGAUACAAAGGAAAAGGAGAAGAGUAAGGCAGUCCCGGUUGGGGCAGUCAGGGAGCUGAAUUGCUUCUCCACAGAUCCAGCCUCAGAAAACCCACACUCAAGUCUUUUGGAUUUUCAUGAUGAGAACAGUAACCAGAGCUCCUUGUCUGAUGUGUACCAGCCCAAAGUGAACAGCAGCAGUAACUCCAGCCCCCAGCUCAGUGAACCUCUUAGCCCGAAGAAUCUGUGUGACUUCCGCACAGAUGACUCCCAGCCCCCCACUCUGGGCCAGGAGAUCAUGGAGGAUUCGUCAUUGCCAAGUGAAUUGGCUGACGAACCUCCUUUGCUGAUUAAAGAGGACCUGUUGCCCCUCACUGCUCAGGAGGAGGACGAGUGUUCUGGAGCGCCACCACUGAAGAGAGUGUGUUUUGAGCAGAACUCAGUCCUGCAGAGCUCCCCCAUGAUGAGCUCCUCCAUGACGACCUAACACACACUGCAGUUAGCAUCCGGGUCGGGUCCAAUUCACUUAAGGCAUUUUGUUGAAUCUCGUUUUGUGAUUUGGAAAAAUUAUCGUUUUCAAUGAGGACACUUCUGGUUCACGAAUUGAACUCUCAACAAACUUCCUGAAUUUGAAUUGAUUUGAACCCGGCCCUGCUUAGCUUUUAGUCAGCGAGUUGCACGACCACCAGUCUAUCCUCCGAUGACUGCAAUAGACACCAUUUUAAGGACCACCAUACUUGUUAUGAUGAUAUAUUGAAUUAAGUUUCUCCCUCAAAGGAUUUACAAAUAUGUGUUUAGUUUAGCCUAUUUUGUUUUGAAUGGAUUAACAGCCAAAUACAAAAUCAAAGCACCCUACCACAGAUAGAACAAGGAGACAGAUAUUUCACCGGAUGUAUAACUGUGACGCAUCCAUUUGGCGUUUCCACUCACUACCCAAUAUGGUAGUGAGAGGAAGCCGAGUGGCCAGCAGUGGGAGAACAUGCAACAAGAUGGACUUUGGCUGACAUUCUGCAUAUUUACUCAUCAAUGAAACAUUUGAUCUCAAUUACAAUUUUCUGUUCCCAAAACUAGAAUCUGUUAUGAACAGAGUUGACUACGUUUUGUAGACUUUAAUCUUUGCCAAAGUUGUAAAAAAUGGCAUUGUUUAGGAGUGCAAAGCCAAAUUAAGUUAUUGCACACGCGCACUUCACAGAGUAGGCGUUCCCUAAAAUAAAUAUGCAGUUGUUUGCUAGAACAGGCUAAUAGGAUCUUGCUAGCUCGUGCUUGGCUCUGCCUACCUCCUUUCUUGUUCUUCCCACAAUGACUCAUUUGUUCCCAUUGGAAACGACAGGCUGUGGUCUAUCUUGGUUUAGUUAUACAAAUCUUUGACUCUACUACAGCACUCUACCGAAGUAGUGCAGUCAGGUAGGUUAUAGAUGUCUGUCCUUUUAUUUUCUUGGAUUUGGGAAAUACCGUCUUCUGUCUCCAAAAUGUAACUUUUCGCAUAAUCUAUUUGAAUGCAAAAUAAUGAUGGGCCAUUUAUGAAGUAAUAGGUGAAUUCAGCUAUGGUUAGUGUUGAAUGGUUCAAGUAGGAUUGGCCUUAUUGUGAGUGCAGUUUCAUAUUGUGCCAUUGACACUUGUUACUCAAUGCUAGCUGUCAGGAUCUUUGUCACAGCAACAGUGAAAGAUAAAGUUGACAAUCGGCACUGCCAAUUUCUAAAUGAAGUAUCAACUCCGUCCAUCCGGGGCACACUUUUGAGAAAAUCAAACACACUCUGUGCCUAAAUCUAAGUUUAACAUUGGAGAAUGUUUCAACAUUACAAGUACUGUAUGUGCUGUUUUUGGUAUGAACAUCACAUUCACUGAAUGAAGAGUUAAUUUAAAUGACUAGGUCCUUAUGUUUUGUAAUUUAUCUCUUAAAGAUGUUGACUUAGUUAUUUAAGUUAGGGUUCAUUUGUAAAAUGAACACCCAUUGUUUUCCUCAGUCUAAAAUGGUAUGUCUUGAGCUAUUGUCCCUAGUAACCCAAGGAAGCACUUGUAUUUCUCAGAUAUUGUUUUAUGUCAUGUUUUACUUGAGUGAAAUUAGGAAAUUAUUUUAUCAGGUUAGCGUGUACACUGAAAAUGUGAUGUUAUUUGGGAGUGACUAUAAUACUUAAAUAGUAACCAAUUAUAUUUAUUAUAGAAAAUAUAUUUUUUUCUCUGACAAUCUAAAACAAUUGCACACAUUUGGCAACUGGGGCACAUUCAAUGGUUUGCCAUUUAUGAAAGAAAUGCUGUUAAAUAUGGGAGGCAAAAAGGUAACUCCCAUGAUGUCACUAGUUAUUACCAAUUUAUAACCAUUACAAUUUUCAGUCUUAUUUCAUAGUACUGUCAGUCUCUUGAUAAGACAUGAUUAUUUGCAGGGAUGCCAGUAUGUUGAAUGGGCCACUAAAAUGAAGGCAUUUACAAUGUGAUGACUUCUGUAUCCACAUUUUAAUGACCACCUUGCAGAUUCAUUUGGAGAUGGUAGGCUUAUUCUGCUAAUGCAUUAUUUUAUUUUUCAAGAAGGUCGUUUGGAAAAGAGUUUGUACUUUGUAUUUUAUUGUAAUUUUCCAAGUAAAAAUGAUUUCAUAAAGGA